AUGGCCCCUGGGCACCCCGACCCGGACCCCACUGGGCUGCCGGCCCCUGCCUGUGCCUCUGUCCUUGUGGUGCUUGGCUCCUUCCCCGCAGCGGCAGCCCGGGCGCUGCCUGCACAGCCCGGGCUCUCCGGGGAGCACGGGGAAGCGAGUCCAGCGCUGCCCAGCACCGGCUCCGGCACCGCGCACACCUCGAACCUCACCACAGGCUUCAGCCGGAGCUGCCGGGGAGGCUCGGCAGGGAGCCCGGCCCCCCCUGCUCUGCCCCCAGAGUGCCCCCCCCUGGGGCUGGAGUCCCUGCGGGUGCUGGACUCCCAGCUCCGAGCCUCCAGCGACAAGCGCUACGGCCUGGGCGCCCACCGCGGGCGCCUCAACAUCCAGUCCGGGCUCUACGACGGCGACUUCUACGACGGCGGCUGGUGCGCGGGGCAGGAGGACACGGAGCAGUGGCUGGAGGUGGAUGCCCGCGGGCUCACCAACUUCACCGGCGUCAUCACCCAGGGGCUCAACUCCAUCUGGACGUACGACUGGGUGACGUCCUACAAAGUCCAGGUCAGCAACGACACACGCACAUGGGAGCCGUGCCGCAACGGCACCGAGGAGGCGAUCUUCCCUGGGAACAAGGACCCCGAGACGCCGGUGCUCAACCUGCUGCCCUCGCCGGUGGUGGCACGCUACCUGCGCAUCAACCCCCAGACCUGGUUCCCGAAUGGCACCAUCUGCCUGCGGGCAGAGGUCCUGGGCUGCCCGCUGCCAGACCCGAACAACAUCCACUCCUGGCACAGCCAGCCCCUGCCCACCGACAAGCUGGAUUUCCGCCAUCACAACUACAAGGAGAUGAGAAAGCUGAUGAAGCGGGUGAAUGAUGAGUGCCCCGACAUCACCCGCGUCUACAGCAUCGGGAAGAGCUACCUGGGCCUCAAGAUGUACGUCAUGGAGAUCUCCGACAACCCCGGGCAGCACGAAGUGGGCGAGCCGGAGUUCCGCUACGUGGCGGGGAUGCACGGCAAUGAGGUGCUGGGCCGGGAGCUGCUGCUCAACCUGAUGGAGUACCUGUGCCGGGAGUUUCGGCUGGGCAACCCCCGCGUGGUGCAACUGGUCACCGAGACCCGCAUCCACCUCCUGCCCUCCAUGAACCCCGACGGCUACGAGACCGCCUACAAGCUGGGCUCGGAGCUGUCGGGCUGGGCCAUGGGCCGCUGGACCUACGAGGGCAUCGACCUCAACCACAACUUUGCCGACCUCAACACAGCGCUGUGGGACGCCGAGGACAACGACCUGGUGCCCCACGAGUUCCCCAACCACUACAUCCCCAUCCCCGAGUACUACACCUUCGCCAACGCCACGGUGGCCCCCGAGACGCGGGCGGUGAUCGACUGGAUGCAGCGGUACCCCUUCGUGCUGAGCGCCAACCUGCACGGCGGGGAGCUGGUGGUCACCUACCCCUUCGACAUGACCCGCACCUACUGGAAGGCGCAGGAGCUGAACCCCACCGUGCACCGCGGGAUUAAGGGGGUGGUUCGGGACAGAGACACGGAGCAGGGCAUCGCCAACGCCAUCAUCUCUGUGGACGGCAUCAACCAUGACAUCCGGACGGCCUUCGACGGGGACUACUGGCGGCGGGCCCCUGGGGUGCGAGGGGGUGUCUGCGGGUGGGUUGGGGUGCUCUGUGGGAUGGGAGGUCCGUGGGGCUGGGGGCAGCCGCUGCCCUGCCCGCACCGGCCCAGCGCCCGCGGGACCCCCAAGCCGGCCCCAGCGGUGGGGGGCGCUUACCGGGGCUGA
Messenger RNA from Nipponia nippon (crested ibis), 1779 nucleotides. The record is from RefSeq and is a predicted model, not a curated record. Lineage: Eukaryota; Metazoa; Chordata; Aves; Pelecaniformes; Threskiornithidae.